ACACUUCCUGUGGCAGCCGAAAGCGGCAGUGCCGGCGGGGCCGGGGGUGCCGGGAGGGCCGGGCCGGGCCGCGAUGCUGCGGGGAGCCGGGUAACCCGGCGGGCAGGGCCGGGCAGGGCCAGGAAUGCAGGGCAAGGGCAAACUGCUGCCGGUCCUCAACGGGAGGAUGGGCCCGGCUGUGUCAGAUGGAGAAUUAAAUGCUUCCAGAGCCCGAGGCAGCAACCACAGUGUGAACAGCCUGCCUGCAGUGCAGUCCCUCAGCAGCUCUAUGCACAGCUCUGUUGUCAGCUGGGCUGAGUCCUUUGAGACACUGCUGCAGGACCGUGUGGCUGUCACCUACUUCACUGAGUUCCUCAAGAAGGAGUUCAGUGCUGAAAAUGUCUACUUCUGGCAGGCAUGUGAGCGCUUCCAGCAGAUCCCAGCCAGCAACACGCAGCAGCUGGCGCAGGAGGCGCGGCGGAUCUACGACGAGUUCCUGUCCAGCCACUCGGUGAGCCCCGUCAACAUCGACCGGCAGGCCUGGAUCGGGGAGGACAUGCUGGCAACUCCCUCGCCGGAUAUGUUCCGCCUCCAGCAGCUCCAAAUCUUUAACCUGAUGAAGUUUGACAGCUACACACGUUUCGUCAAGUCCCCACUCUACCAAGCCUGCCUGACAGCAGAGAGCCAGGGGCAGCCCCUGCCAGACCUGCGGCCCCACUCCCGCAGCAGCAGCCCCCCGCCGGACCUCAGCAAGAAGUCAAAGCUGAAGCUGGGGAAGUCUCUACCACUGGGCGUGGAGACAGCUGGUAGUGGUGCUAACCGCAGCCCUCGCCGUUCCUUCCGCAAGGGUGAGCGAUGGGAGCCCUCCUGGGCAGAUGGGGGAGAAGGUGGCGGAAGCGCUGUGCUAUGGAGGGAGUCCCAGGGCUCCCUGAACUCCUCUGCCAGCCUGGACCUGGGCUUCCUCUCCUCAGCCAGCACAGCUCCCAGCCCCUGGGCAGAGGGCCACCGCAAGAGCCUGGGGGGCAGUGAGGCUGAGGCCAAGCCCAUGAAGUACUGCUGUGUCUACCUGCCUGAUGGCACGGCCUCACUGGCCUCCGUGCGGCCCGGCCUCUCCAUCCGCGACAUGUUGGCUGGGAUAUGCGAGAAGCGCGGCUUCAGCCCCUCUGACAUCAAGGUUUACUUGGUGGGGAAUGAGCAGAAAGCACUGGUGUUGGACCAGGAGUGCUGUGUGCUGGCAGACCAGGAGGUGAAGUUGGAGAACAGGAUAAGUUUUGAUCUGGAAAUCUCCUCCCUCAACAAGACCAUCCGCAUCACGGCCAAGUCCACCAAGCGUAUUCGGGAAGCGCUGCAGCCCGUGCUGGGGAAAUAUGGCAUAAACAUGGAGCUGGCGCUGUUACGACGGCAAGGUGAGCAGGCAUCCCUGGACACGGAGAAGCUGGUUAGCACAGUGGCUGCACAGAAACUUGUCCUGGAAAUGCCAGCAGACAUGCAAGUGACAGAACGUGCUGAGGCUGCAGCCGCCCCCUCCCCUCUCCAGAGUGAGGAGGGAAGCCCAACAGGAGCAGAGCCUGACACACCAUGGGGGACAACCUCCUCCAGGCCACGGUCAUCAGCUGCCAGCAACCUGAACCGCCGCACAUACGACCUGGAAGGGCUGGUAGAGCUGCUGAACCGUGCACAGAGCUGCCGGGCCAAUGACCAGCGUGGGCUGCUCUCCAAGGAGGAUCUGGUCCUGCCUGACUUCCUCCAGCUGCCAGGGCAGGAUGACGGUACAGGCCGGGGGCCAGAGCCACCCAGUGCCCUUCACCCAGGGAACGGCCACCCUGAUCCUGCCAAACCUGCACCGGCUCAGCCUGCGGUUGACCGUGAGCCCCGGUGAGCCCUGCCCCACACCUGCGCCAACGUGUGGAGCUGCCAACACUGCCCAGACCACAGAUCCGUCCAUGUCCUGUCCCAGCCUCAUGUUGUGUUGCUGUGAGUGGUUGAACAGCUGCCAUGCCCCUCGGCGGGGCCAUACCCUGGUACACAUCAAGGGAAUCCUGUAUAUAGGUCGAACCCCCAUUGCAAAGCACUUUGCAGCACCCCACAUGCACCUGGCACUAUUCCUGCCUGGUGCUUCUGCCCUGGAGCAGGGCUGCCCUUAGGCAAAUUCUGCCCCUGGGAGAAUCCUGCCUGCACCAGGCUGGUGCAGACACUCAGGAAACAGCCUUCAGCCCAAGGGAGGGUAGGAUUUAACUGGGAAGUAUUGGUGAUGGUUGGACUGGAUGAUCUUCUAGGUCUUUUCCAACCUUGAUAAUUCUGUGAUUCUGUGAUAGAGGGGACGUGGUCAGACUGGGAGGCAGAGCAGGCGCCAGCCUUCAGCCCCAGUGCUGUGGAUGGGCAAAGACAGGAGAGUGCAUUGGCCCAGAUCAGGCCCUGUCCCAGCAGCAGCAGUGUGAGACAGUGCAUGGGAGGCUGCAGAGACGGCCCUCAGGGCAUACACCCACAGCCCCUGCCUGGUCCCUGCUGGAGCUGCGGGCAUUCAGCCCUUGGGGAUAAGUCUGUCCUGUGCUAGAGGUGCUGGAUCAGUGCGGCACCUCUGGGUGUUCAGCAUCUCAGCCUGCCCUACGUGUGCCCAGCAGUGCCCUGGGCCACCACUCAGUCCCCACUCUGCAGCCACAGGCAGAGGGGUGGCCCAGGGCAUCCUCCUGCUGCCCCCAGGCAGGUGUCACAGCCCUCAGGGCUGGCUCAGAGCCCCCAUGUGUCUCCGUGGUGCUGCUCAGUCCUGUCUGUGGUGUGAAACCAGGGGAAAUAAAGAGCAUUGCCUGGAAUC
Coturnix japonica (Japanese quail) is the source of this 2791-nucleotide messenger RNA. RefSeq names its product regulator of G protein signaling 14 (gene RGS14). Gene Ontology annotation, molecular function: G-protein alpha-subunit binding; GTPase activator activity; microtubule binding. Gene Ontology annotation, cellular component: nucleus; cytoplasm; plasma membrane. Gene Ontology annotation, biological process: spindle organization; signal transduction; regulation of G protein-coupled receptor signaling pathway. The record is from RefSeq and is a predicted model, not a curated record. NCBI's taxonomy places the organism in Eukaryota, Metazoa, Chordata, Aves, Galliformes, Phasianidae.